AUGCAGCCAACUCAGGGAGGGGUGUCCUUUGAGGAGGUGGCUGUGUAUUUCACCCAGGGAGAGUGGGCCCUGCUGUGCCCAGCCCAAAGAGCUCUGUACAAUGAAGUCAUGCUGGAGAAUUUUGGGAACGUGGCUUCCCUGGGGGAGAAACCAUAUGAAUGCCUGGUGUGUGAGAAAAGGUUCAGUCAAAGAGGAAACCUUACUACCCAUCAAAGGAUUCACACAGGGGAGAAACCAUAUAAAUGCCUGGAGUGUGGGAAGAGCUUCAAUGUCAGUAAAACGUUUACUGUCCAUCAAAGAAUUCACACAGGGGAGAAACCAUAUACGUGUCUGGAGUGUGGGAAAAGUUUCAGUGAGAGUGGAAGCCUUACUUCCCAUCAAAGAAUUCACACAGGGGAGAAACCAUAUGAAUGCCUGGAGUGUGGGAAAAGUUUCAGGCAAAGAGGAAACCUUACUACCCAUCAAAGGAUUCACACAGGGGAAAAACCAUAUAAAUGCCUGGAGUGUGGAAAAAGUUUCAGUGAGAGUGGAAGCCUUACUUCCCAUCAAAGAAUUCACACAGGGGAGAAACCAUAUGAAUGCCUGGAGUGUGGAAAAAGCUUCCGUAAGCAUUCACAUUUUACUUCCCAUCAACGAACUCACAUAGGGGAGAAACCAUAUACAUGCCUGGAGUGUGGGAAAAGUUUCAGUCAAAGAGGAAACCUUACUACCCAUCAAAGGAUUCACACAGGGGAGAAACCAUAUAAAUGCCUGGAGUGUGGGAAGAGCUUCAAUGACAGUCAAACGUUUACUGUCCAUCAAAGAAUUCACACAGGGGAGAAACCAUAUACAUGCCUGGAGUGUGGGAAAAGCUUCCGUAAGCGUUCACAUAUUACUUCCCAUCAACGAACUCACAUAGGGGAGAAACCAUAUACAUGCCUGGAGUGUGGGAAAAGUUUCAGUCAAAGAGGAAACCUUACUACCCAUCAAAGGAUUCACACAGGGGAGAAACCAUAUAAAUGCCUGGAGUGUGGGAAGAGCUUCAAUGACAGUAAAACGUUUACUGUCCAUCAAAGAAUUCACACAGGGGAGAAACCAUAUACAUGCCUGGAGUGUGGGAAAAACUUCAGUCGGAAUCACAGUCUUACUUCCCAUCAAAGGAUACACACAGGAGAGAAACCAUAUAAAUGCCUGGAGUGUGGGAAAAGCUUCAAAAGCAGUGGAUACCUUACUACCCAUCAAAGGAUUCAUACAGGGGAGAAACCAUAUAAAUGUCUGGUGUGUGGAAAGAGCUUCAGUGAGCGUCGAAGCCUUACUGUCCAUCAAAGAAUUCACACAGGGGAGAAACCAUAUAAAUGCCUGGAGUGUGGAAAAAGCUUCAGUAAGAGUGGAAACCUUACUUCUCACCAACGAACUCACACAGGGGAGAAGCCAUAUCAGUGUUUGGAAUGUGGGAAAAGCUUCAGUGACAAUGGAAGCCUUACUUCUCAUCAAAGGAUUCACACAGGGGAAAAGCCAUAUAAAUGCCUGGAGUGUGGGAAAAGCUUCAGUGGGAGUAGAGACCUUACUUCUCAUCAAAGAAUUCAC
Messenger RNA from Euleptes europaea (tarantolino), 1566 nucleotides. RefSeq names its product zinc finger protein 665-like. Gene Ontology annotation, biological process: regulation of transcription by RNA polymerase II. NCBI's taxonomy places the organism in Eukaryota, Metazoa, Chordata, Lepidosauria, Squamata, Sphaerodactylidae. The transcript has 5 exons. Gene Ontology annotation, molecular function: RNA polymerase II cis-regulatory region sequence-specific DNA binding; DNA-binding transcription factor activity. The record is from RefSeq and is a predicted model, not a curated record. The annotation marks the transcript as partial.